Molecule: messenger RNA, 977 nt
Organism: Lottia gigantea (owl limpet)
Lineage: Eukaryota; Metazoa; Mollusca; Gastropoda; Lottiidae
Exons: 1
Coding region: 15-977 (320 amino acids)
Source: RefSeq, a predicted model, not a curated record
ACCUGUUCGACAAAAUGGCCUUCUCGGAUGACGAUUAUUUGAGCCGAGCGGUUUACAAGUUAAAUGUUUUUUCAAGUGUUGAUAAUCUACCGUCGCGUAGCUUCUCGUCGCGAUCUGUCAGGAGGUUUAAAGAUCCUUGUGAUGCUUUGGAAAGAAUACUCAAUAAAACUACACUUACCACUCAAAGAGUUACCCAUGGAAAUAUUAUCGAUUUGGGUGGGGACAUGCUGUCCAAAAGCAAGGAUGAUAACCUAGAGGGAGUGGAACGGUCAGUGCAGAGAGCUGUAGAGGCAGCAGAGGCAAGAGCUACCAGAGAGCUCAGAGCAGCUCUGAAAAGGCUUAGUUUUCAAAAAGAUGCAGAGAGGCAAAGAGCUCUAGAAAAGCAGAACGAAUAUGCUGAGAGACGAGCACAAAGAAUAUCAGAGCAGAGAGACAGAGCUGAAGCUGAGAGAAUGAAAGAUCUGAUAAAAAAGAUGAACAAGGAGAAAGAGGAAGCAGUAGAGCUGCAGAGGCAGGAGGAUGAACGCUUGAAAGAAAUAGCUGUUGCAGAGGCAUGUGCCGAGCUGACCAAAAAAUUAAAGAAAGAGGCAUCAAAAGAAAAAGAAAAUGCAGUAGAAGAGGCAUUGAAGAAGGCAGAAAUAACAUUUCAGGAGCGGGAAAAGAAAGCAAUUGCAGAAACGCGUCAAACAUGUGAAGCAGAGGCCAGAGAGGCUGCAAAAAAACAGGCACUGUUACAUGACCAACAUGUACAGAGACUCAAUCAAAAAUAUGAUGCUCUGCAGGACAAAUUAACUACAGAGUUAAAACUGAAAGCAAAAUUGAAUAAGGACUUUCAAGAUCUCCAGGAUGAUUAUAAACGUUUCUUAGACUAUACAGACGGACAUUUCCAUUCAGAUUAUUUGAUGAGACUGCGCCAUAUUGGACGACAGAGAAUUCUACCAAAAGACUUCGAAGAUACAUCAGUAUUUGAGUUAUGA